This is a messenger RNA of Knipowitschia caucasica, 291 nucleotides long. The record is from the annotation of a GenBank genome assembly. NCBI's taxonomy places the organism in Eukaryota, Metazoa, Chordata, Actinopteri, Gobiiformes, Gobiidae.
AUGGCUGCUCUUGCCGAGUGUGUGAACGUGAGGCUGAACGUGGCGACAGGACGCCGUGAGGCUGACCUGGGAGGAGGCAGUCCCCCACAGAGGAACUGGAAAGGAAUCGCCAUCGCUCUGCUGGUCAUCAUUGUGGUCUGCUCUCUCAUCACCUUGUCAGUCAUCCUGCUCACUCCAGAUGAAAGCCCGGCCGGCAGCGACACCAAACUGACGGUGGACGACUUGUUCAAACCCCAGUUCAAAGUUCACGAUCCUGAGGCCAAAUGGAUCAAUGGUGAGUGUUUCCGCUGA